UAGAGUUUUAUACCCAUUAUACCCAUUCUCUGCAAUGGGAAACUGCUUCGUUAAGCGCGAGGCUUUGCCCAAUAAUUGUCCAGCAAUCUACCCAGAUGCACAGGGCCUUUUUUCUUCUUCUGAAGGUAGUUUUGAGCCAUUGGAGACAUAUGAAACUCAUGUUUCUUCAAGCUUGGAUUUUAAUGGCGGCACUUGUUCUUCAAGCAAAGAUUUGUCUGUCCCCUGUUCCUGCUCUGUGAAUUAUGCCCAGAUCGACCAUGAUUCUGUGAUCAUGAAAACUGCAAUUCAAGAGGAAGUAAGUGUAGGAGGAUCUGUAAAAGAGCGAUCUUGCAAGCUCGCUAAUCUUCUAGAGAAGUCAUUUGUUGAGAACGAUCAUCCUCCCAUGGAGCUGGUUACAGCCAGGUUCAGUCCCAUUCUGUUGUCUCCACUCAGAAAGCCCAGUGGAAAAAGUUCCAGUGUGGGAUUGGAAGUUCCUGUGCAUUCAAAGUCUGAAAGCCCUCGUACCAAAUUUGUCGGACUGAUUAUGAACCAUCUUGGGAAGAGUCUGAGCUCUGUUAGGAGCAACAGUGUAAGAAGCAGCAGCAGCAGCAGUAAAGUUGAUUCUUUUAACUCUGAGAUGAUCUUUAAUGCUAACGCUGGAGAUGGGAUUUCAGGGGCCCGGAAUCCAAAGGACUCGCCCAAUUUUUCUUCAAUUUUUAGUCAGAUCAGUAUUGAAAAAAACUGUCAAUCCCGCUCAUCAGGUCUGUGCAGAUCAUACAGUCUAGCAGUAGAAGGUGAGAAGGCAUUUGGUUCUCCUUUAUCGGUUGAGAGCAAUAAUUUAUGGGAGAAAACAAGAGAAUGCUCACCAUUUGAUGAAUUCAGUGACUCAAGCUCUGACCUCUUCGAUAUAGAUUUCCUAAAGCCUGACCGUGUUGCAGGUGUCACAUUUUCUGUGCACUGAAAAAAUUCGCACUGCACAAUUUCCAGGAGAAAUAAUUUUAUGUAUGUUUAGAACAUAUAUAAAUGUUUUGGUCACUUGCAUUUGUAGAUUUAUAAUUAGUACUAGUGUUUGUUUGAUUACGUCA
This is a messenger RNA of Cryptomeria japonica (Japanese cedar), 1064 nucleotides long. RefSeq lists its product as uncharacterized. Bases 35 to 940 code for a protein of 301 amino acids. The transcript is spliced from 2 exons. Lineage: Eukaryota; Viridiplantae; Streptophyta; Pinopsida; Cupressales; Cupressaceae. The record is from RefSeq and is a predicted model, not a curated record.